AUGAUGGCAGGCCUAUUCCGAUCGUUAAGUCAGCGUUUUCGACGUUCAAAAAGGCAUUAUCGUCCGGAUGGUGAUACUGCUGGAACUAGCGAAUAUCAGCAGGGAUUUGAUCAACCAGAAAUGGAUUCCCGAAAGCAAUGUCAGUGUAAAGUAUUGUUGUUGGAUGGUACGGACAUGAAUGUCAUAAUUCCGAAAAAUGCUGCUGGUCGAGAAUUAUACGAUCAAAUAUUUUAUGCAUUGGAUUUAGAAGAACGAGAUUAUUUUGGUUUACAAUUUAUGGAUCAUUAUCAUGUCCAGCACUGGUUGGAUCCGGUAAAGCGAAUUAAUAAGCAGGUACCAAUAGGUCCACCGUAUACAUUUCGAUUUCGGGUAAAAUUUUAUUCAUCAGAACCAAAUAAUUUGCGCGAGGAAUUAACGAGAUAUCAAUUCUUUCUGCAACUGAAACAGGAUAUUCAAACAGGAAGAUUGGAAUGUCCCAAGGAUACAGCUAUUGAACUUGCUGCUCUCGCUUUACAAUCGGAACUUGGUGAUUAUAAUUCUACGGAACAUACGCCGGCCCUAAUUUCGGAAUUCCGAUUUCAUCCCGAACAGGAUGAAGAAAUGGAAAUUGCUAUUUUGGAAAAAUUCAUCACAUGCCGAGGACAAUCGCCAGCGACAGCUGAAAUAAAUUAUUUGAAUAAAGCAAAAUGGAUCGAAUUGUACGGUGUUGAUAUGCAUACUGUUGAAGGAAAAGAUGGCAAUUUAUAUAGUUUGGGUUUAACACCGACUGGUAUGCUGGUAUUUGAUGGUGCUCAAAAAAUUGGUUUAUUUUUAUGGGAAAAAAUUCAGAAACUUGAUUUCAAAAAUCGAAAAAUCACACUUGUCGUCGAAGAAGAUGCUGAUCAAGCUAGUGGACAAGUGCAAUUGCAUACAUUUGUAUUCAAUUUAUCAUCUCAUAAAGCAUGCAAACAUUUAUGGAAAUGUGCAGUUGAACAUCACACAUUCUUCCGGCUGAAAUAUCACAAGCCACGAAUUGCUAAAGCAUCACAACUAUUCCGGUUGGGUAGCACAUUCCGGUACAGAGGUCGAACGGAAUACGAAAAUGUACACAAAGAUGGUGGACGACUUUCUCGACGACAAUCAGCUACAUUUGAGAGACGCCCAUCACAGCGAUACGGUCCAAGACAGAACCUGGUGAACAAACGAAUACAAAUUCGGAAUGAUUUCAAGAAACAGGUUGGUGCUUCAACAGGACUAUCUGCAUCGGAUCUUAUUUCUUCUCCUGAUGGUUUGCGCACUGCUGCAAACAAUGAUAAGCAUAUAUUGAAUAGUAAUGGUACUGCAAGCAAUGAUAAUGCAACCGUAAUUAAUGGUUAUGCAAAUUUAUCACAAAUCGAUAAUUUAUUCAAUAAGGAUACGACAUGUUAUGAGCAAAUUAACAGUAUCAAAGAACUCGAUAAAUCACCGUCUGUUUCAAGAAAGCAGUACAGUUCAGCAAAAGAUUCAACAUAUUCCAAAUCCACUCCAUUACAAUUCAUGGAUGGUACAAAAAAAUUGAACGUUGUUGAUAGCACCUUAAGUAUAGCUCAUGAACCUACACCUCGAUGGUCGGGAUCACCAGCAUCAGUAACAGCCUCAACCCAACCAGCGGCUAGUCAUGUUACAAGAAUUGCUAUCAGUAAUGCUAGCUCUCAAAUAGGUUGUACUUCGCCACCGCAUAUUUCAAUGCAAGACACGUCAAUCACGCAUUGCCCUGUAAGCAAUAGCAAUAGCACGCCACCAUUGGAACAUGCUCCGUUUAUUUCGACUAAUUCAUCAAACAUUCGGCAAUCGCUUAUCCCAAGAACUUUCUCAGAAAAUAUUCCUUCAAUGAAAUCUUCCGCAUCAUCCGCUUCCAGUCCAACUGCUACGGCACCAACAUGUACAGCUUCACCCAACAAAAGAUAUACCGGAUCGCUGCUCCGCUCACCGCUUUCUUCCAUAAAGACUUCUUUAAACCAAACUUACGUACUCUUACCGGAAAAAGAAGAUUUACAAAAUUCCACUGUAAUUAAUGGACAUGCUCAUCCUGUAACAACUAACGAUUGUUCUUCCAUUCGACAUCCAUCCAUAACAGAUAGUCAUCAAGACAAACUUUCAACUGUUCCUGUACCAACUACAAUAUCUACCGUACCUUCAUCUUCUGAGGUAGUUAGAAGUGAUCGUAAGCUAUUUGGAAAAACUGAGUACGAUAUCAGAUCUGAUGAAAGUAACUCAGUUCCUGUUAGCCGUUUACCAGAACUACAAUCACGUAUACCGUAUUUGCGUACAAUAAAACCUCCUAGUACAAGUGCAAUGAAAAAAGUACACGCUCCUUCUGCAUCAACAAUGCAAACGUCAACAACAAAUCUGGAACCUGCUGGAGCAAUUGGUGACAAGGCAUAUCGAUCUCGAUUACCGGUGAGAAGUGGCCAUACUGGUAGCAGCUUAACAACAACUUCUGAAAUGCAUGGAUCUAAAACUUCUGCUUGUGACGAGGUACAAACUGAUUUAUUCAAUGUUUUUAAGCUUUAUGUUGUGCUCUUUCGAGUGACUGAAUUAAUCUUCAAGAGGUCACACCGUCAAUCUCAACUUUCUAAAAUCUAUGUUAAGAUAAAACCUUCUGAAGCAUCGGCAACACGAACUGUUAUAACAUCGACAAAUAGCCGAAUGAUCACAGAUUUAUGA
Molecule: messenger RNA, 2685 nt
Organism: Acanthocheilonema viteae
Lineage: Eukaryota; Metazoa; Nematoda; Chromadorea; Rhabditida; Onchocercidae
Source: the annotation of a GenBank genome assembly